This is a messenger RNA of Hyposmocoma kahamanoa, 750 nucleotides long. It is a transcript of the gene mRRF1, whose product is annotated as ribosome-recycling factor, mitochondrial. Gene Ontology annotation, cellular component: mitochondrion. The record is from RefSeq and is a predicted model, not a curated record. The coding region runs from base 1 to 750 and encodes 249 amino acids. The transcript has a single exon. Gene Ontology annotation, molecular function: ribosomal large subunit binding. NCBI's taxonomy places the organism in Eukaryota, Metazoa, Arthropoda, Insecta, Lepidoptera, Cosmopterigidae. Gene Ontology annotation, biological process: translation.
AUGGGCACUCGAAUAUUGCGACGUUUAUUUGUGCCUGCAAUCAUCAACACUAUAAAACCAGUGCCACAAACUGUAAUAAGAUAUGAGAAAGUGAUAUGUGCAGGCAACUACACUAUAUUGAGGAACUAUGCUAAGAGUAAGGAUAGAGGAAAAGACAAGAAAAAGCCGGUUAAGGUCGAGAUCAAUCCGACACAGAUGUCCGAACUUGUUAAUGUAGACAAAUUAAAGGAAAGGUGUAAUGAUGCAAUUGAGAAAAUGAAAGAUGAUUUUGCGAAAAACUUAUCUCUUCGUUCCACAACAGGGUCCAUAGAAUCUUUGCCCGUUAAGUUCGAGGGCAAGGAUUAUGAACUGCAAGAACUAGCUCAAAUUGUUCGUAAAAAUCCGAAAACUAUUGUAUUAAAUUUUGCUUCAUUCCCUCAAGUAAUACCAGAUGCCGUAAAAGCAAUUGCUAAUUCCGGAUUAAAUUUGAAUCCUCAGCAAGACGGCACGACGCUUUACAUUCCUGUGCCUAAAGUAACAAAAGAACAUAGAGAAUCAUUGGCAAAGAAUGCAAAAGCCUUGUAUAUCAAAUGUAGAGAUAUGUUGAAAGAUAUUCAGAAUGAUUACAUUAAAAAAGUUAGAAAACAAGAUAAAGUUUCUGAAGAUCUUGUACUUAAUGUUACUAAGCAAAUUACUGCAAUGUGCGAAGAUUUUCAGAAUCAAGCUAAGAAUAUUUAUGAAGCUAAGCAUAAUGAACUUGUUGGGAAAUAA